AAUCAUUUGUACCACUAUAAACUUCCUAUUUUCUUCAUCAUGGCUAUCAAAGACGUGAUUUUUCUUGUAGCGGUUAUAUGCAUUGUGGUUUCGGUAAAUGCUCAAAUACUACUACCACACUAUCGUUUCCCAUUCCUAUUUCCAUUCCUACCGAAUCCUAGUAUGCCAGGAUUACCUGAUAUAACAAAAUGUUGGUCAACGUUGAUGGAUAUUCCUGGAUGCAUUGCUGAGAUUUCUCAAUCUAUAAUCACUAGAAAGUUUGGUAACAUAGGACCAGCUUGCUGCAAAGCAUUUUUGGAAAUCGAAACCAAUUGCAUCCCGAAAGUUCCGGUUAAUUCAUUUUUCCCUCGUAUGUUGAAGGAACAAUGCUCAAGAAUUGUUGGAGCAGUUCCUCCUACCACAAAUUAG
Camelina sativa (false flax) is the source of this 408-nucleotide messenger RNA. RefSeq lists its product as uncharacterized. The record is from RefSeq and is a predicted model, not a curated record. Lineage: Eukaryota; Viridiplantae; Streptophyta; Magnoliopsida; Brassicales; Brassicaceae. Gene Ontology annotation, biological process: double fertilization forming a zygote and endosperm; regulation of double fertilization forming a zygote and endosperm; regulation of protein localization to cell surface. Gene Ontology annotation, cellular component: vesicle; extracellular region.